Protopolystoma xenopodis is the source of this 213-nucleotide messenger RNA. Lineage: Eukaryota; Metazoa; Platyhelminthes; Monogenea; Polystomatidea; Polystomatidae. The record is from the annotation of a GenBank genome assembly.
AUGGACGCUUACGAACGCCAUUGGCUCCACUCUGAGGGUUAUGUAUCAGCAGCAAAGGCCGAACUUGGACUCACUGCUUUGCGUAGUGAUGAAGUCUUGAGUCUUCUGCAGACUGACUAUUCUGAAGUCCAUUCUUCCCUCACUGAUCUGUUCAGAUCUAGGCGGUUUCAUUCAUUGGUUGAAAAGCAAAGAAAGAAUUAUGAGGUUAGUUAG